Oncorhynchus gorbuscha (pink salmon) is the source of this 2953-nucleotide messenger RNA. Its product is annotated as tetraspanin-12-like. NCBI's taxonomy places the organism in Eukaryota, Metazoa, Chordata, Actinopteri, Salmoniformes, Salmonidae. The coding region runs from base 690 to 1625 and encodes 311 amino acids. The record is from RefSeq and is a predicted model, not a curated record. Gene Ontology annotation, cellular component: membrane. The transcript has 7 exons.
ACAUGGAAAUGUUGAACUGACAGCGCAGAACUAACUCGGCACUCUGAAUUGGACGAUAGGUAGGCUAGGCCUAUCAUACCGCCACCGGGGGAUUGUUUUUGUGGAGAGAUCGAUUUUGGGAAUCAAUGUCUACGCGCGCAACUGAAGUUUUAUUUUCUGGGUUUGGAUUUAGGCUGCUGUGCAAUAGUAUGAUUUUUAGUGUGUGUCGUUUGCUCUGGGUGUAAAAGUGCUGAACAUUAUUAAUAUUUUAACUAAAUGGAUUAUGUUCAUUUUGCGCAAAAGCUCUUAUAAGAAGUUGUUUUGUUGUAAUGUUCUGGAUAUGUUUUCGCAGUAUACCUUGCUAAGUGAGUGAUGAUUGAUUUGGAUAUGUCAGCACCGCACACUCCAUCAUUCCUGGACUGGGGAAAGUAAGAAACCACCUGUUGUGAAUGCUUUCUGGAACUUCCCACGGAUAUACCUCUGCGGCUAAAACAAGACAUUGGAAAGGCGUGCGCAGAACGCACAGAGACAUGUAAAGCCGGUAUGCUUUACACGGAACACUGAGAACUCGUUUUGUAUUCAUGGGACAGGCACAGGCUAAUAAUCCUAUUUUAAUUUAUUGCUAUUACCUGUAGUUAAUUAUGUCGCCAUGGUGGCACGGGUUAAGAUGAUGAGUCCUGUCUUGGCCACCAGUUGCUGUUGCGCUCAGAAUGGCUCGCGAGGACGCGGUGAGGUGCCUGCGCUGCCUGCUCUACGCUCUCAAUUUACUCUUCUGGCUCAUGUCGAUAUGUGUCCUGGGGGUGGCUGCUUGGCUCAGGGACUACCUGAACACUGUGCUCACCUUGACAGCUCACACCAGGCUGGAGGAAGCAGCAGUUCUCACCUAUUCUCCGGCUGUCCAUCCCGUCAUCAUUGCAGUGUGCUGUUUUCUUAUCAUCGUGGCCAUGGUGGGCUACUGUGGCACACUGAAAUGCAACCUUCUACUCCUGUCCUGGUACUUUGGCAGUUUGUUGGUGAUCUUCUGUGUAGAGUUGGCCAGUGGGGUGUGGACGUAUGACGAGCCUUCAGUUCAUAGGUCAGAUAUGAUCAGUCUGAAGUCCAGGAUGCCCAACUAUGGCCUGCAGCGUUACCAGUGGCUAACACACACCUGGAACACCUUACAGACUGAGUUUAAGUGCUGUGGGGUCAUCUACUUCACUGAUUGGCUGGAGAUGACAGAGAUGGAGUGGCCACCAGACUCCUGCUGCUCCAAUCAGUAUCCAGGUUGUGCUCGACAUGCCCACUACCGUGACCUCAGUGACCUUCACCAAGAGGGCUGUGGGCCGAAGAUCUACAGUUUCAUCAGAGGAACUAAGCAGCUGCAGGUGCUGCGUUUCCUGGGUGUGUCUAUAGGAGUGGCCCAGAUUCUGGCCAUGACCCUGACCCUAACCCUGCUCUGGGCCCUCUACUACGACCGCAAGCCCCCCGAGCCCACCCCGCUUGACCCCCCACCAGGAACCGACCCUGGAUCUCUAACCAUCACCCACGGACCCCAAGGGGAGGCUCCUAAAUCGGGUAACACUCGCCUGGCUGAGGCCUGGUCCAACGCUGCGACCACGUCUAACGGACAUGGACACACCCAGUUUGAGAUGGAGAGGCUGUCCUAGCGGGGGGGUACACUGUCUACCCAUCUGCCCCUCACACUACCCCUCAUAAGGGGAUGAGGAGAAAGUGUGAGACGAGAUGAGGGGAGAGAAGGGGGUUGAGAAAGAGGGUAGGAGCUAUGAGAGAGAUUGGGCACAGGUGCAGGAGCGUGAAUGCCCCCCCCCCAUACCCCCCUCUCUUUCCCGUAGGACAACAUGUCAAUGACAUACUGGACUGUGGGACUUUUUAGGACUAUUUUGUCACAGCUGGGAUUGGAAAUUGUAACGGAAACUAAAUAACUAAGUCAAUGCUUGCUCCUGUAGCGUCACCACUAUCCAAAAGUGAGGAGCGGAGGGAAUCGUUUUAGUUUUCCCAACAUUCCUUCUCCUCGUUGGGAAUGUUUGGGAAUAUCACCACUAGCACUGACUGGAUGAAACCUGUUCAGCAAUGACUGCUGUAAGGACAUGUCAACUAUUCAUCUCACUCAAAACACACCGAACCAAGGAAAUUCAGUUUAUCUGGAUAUUUGGAAAUAUCAUGUCUUAAUUUGACAGACCUUUUGGAAUCCACAGGAACCACUCAGACAUAUUCAUGAGCAUUUGUGCACCAGUCAGAGUGUAUUAUCGUAGUCUACUAUAAAUGGAACAUGAUGUUGGCUAUUUAUUUCUGGCUCUGUGAGAAUAAUGCAUAUCAGCUCAAACAAUAAUCUGUGCAUUUGAUCAUUUCAGAGGGGUUGUGAACUAUACUGUGUUGUUUGCCAAGGAAUAAUAACACAACCAAGUGUUUGUUCUCUGAUAAAGAUCACUGUCAGAAUGACACACUUAGGGAUGAAAAAACUUAGGGAUGAAAAAGAAAAUGUUAUUUCAUCGCCACACAGCACAUAUCAUAAACAUUUGAAGCGAACAGAAUUCAUUCUGGGAGAACGAUGAGAACGAUAUGUGGGAGAGUAGGGUCUUUCAUUCUGACAUAACAUACCCUGCUUUCGGUGGGGGCUGCUGAGGGGAGGGCGACUCAUAAUAAUGUUGGGAACGGAGCAAAUGUAAUGGCAUCAAACAUAUGGAAACCAGGUGUUUAAUGCCAUUCCACUCAUUCUGCUCCAGCUAGUACCAUGAGCCCUUCCUCCCAAAUGAAGGUGCCACCAACCUCCCGUGCCUGUUUUCCAUUGAGAAUCCAUAGUAUUUAUAGCUAGAAGGGCAGUCUGUAAACUGCAGCUGUCAUCACCCACUGAAUGUCAGAAACUACCCAUAAGAUCCUUUAAGGCCACUGGUGAUUAUAUUUAAUGUUUGCCCUCUAGCUGUGUGUCCCCUUGCUGUGUGCCCUCUAGCUGUGUGUCCCCUUGCUGUGUGCCCCC